CACCAAGACAUUACCAAGCCAACGAGCAAGAAGCGGCCUUCACAAGUUGCUGUUGUAACUCUCAGAAGACGCUGUUGUACUCCUCUCUAGUGCACGUGACCAAUGAGACAUUCACAGCUGGUUGGUCAUCAAGAAGAAUAUCCUACUCAGCCACAGGGGAGGAAGAGUAAGAACUCUCACUGACUGAGGAGGGAGAGCAUUUUCUCGACACAGAGGAGGCGGCUCUCACCAGGUUGCCACUGACUGGUGUCUCUGUGAAGACCAAAGACCCUGGAGAAAAACCACCUGAGUCCUCACAGCUUCAUCAUAGUCAAGUGAGAGAUGAGAGAGGCAGAGUCAGAGCCCCCCGGUGUUAAAGAGGAAGAGGAGGAGCCACAGCCCAGCCACAUUAAAAAGGAAAACGGAGAGUCACAGCCUCCCUAUUUUAAAGAGGAAGAGGCGGAGUCACAGCACACCCACAUUAAACAGGAAAAGGAGGAGCCACAGCCCCCCUAUGUUAAAGAGGAAGAAGAAGAACUCUCCAUCACUCAGGAGGGAGAGCAUCUUCUAGGGCCGGAGGAGGCUGAUCUCACCAGGUUGCCACUGACUGGUGUCUCUGUGAAGACCGAAGACCCUGAAGACAAACCACGUGAGUCCUCACAGCUUCAUCAUAGUCCGAGUGAGGAGAUGAGAGAGGCGGAGCCUUCAUGCAGCAGCUCACUGCAACACAUGACAACAGAAGCUGAUGGAGACCACUGUGGAGGAUCACAAGCAGACAACCUCUUAGCUCCACUGUCAGAUAGUGACGACACAACGUCACACUCUCCUGAAGGUGAAGACAGCGACUUCAACCAAGAAUCUGUGAGCAGCGAUACAGACUGUGAAGGUGAUAUGAUGACUCACACUGGCAACAAACACUCUGAAAGCUCUAAAAAGAAGACAGGUAAACGUUUUAACUGCUCAGUUUGUGAUAAAAGAUUUUCUCGUAAGAGUAAUUUGUCUCGACACAUGAGAACACACACAGGAGAAAAACCUUUUAGUUGCUCAGACUGUGGUAAAUGCUUCACUCAAAAGUCAGUUAUGGGAUUACACAUGAGAACACACACAGGAGAAAAACCGUUUAGUUGCUCAGACUGUGGCAAACGCUUCACACAAAAGUCAGUCAUGGAAUUACACAUGAGAACACACACAGGAGAAAAACCUUUUAGUUGCUCACACUGUGGUAAAGGCUUCACUCAAAAGUCAGUCAUGGGAGUACACAUGAGAACGCACACAGGAGAAAAACCCUUUAGUUGUUUACACUGUGGUAAAGGCUUCACUUUAAAGGCAAACAUGCAAAGUCACAUGAGAACACACACGGGAGAAAAACCUUUUAGCUGCUCAGACUGUGGUAAACGCUUCAGUCAAAAGACACACAUGCGAUUGCACAUGAGAACACACACAGGAGAAAAACCUUUUAGUUGCUCACACUGCGGUAAAAGCUUCACUUUAAAGGCAAACAUGCAAACUCACAUGAGAACGCACACAGGAGAAAGACCUUUUAGUUGCUCAGACUGUGGUAGAGGGUUCACUAUAAAGGCAAACAUGCAAUUACACAUGAGAACACACAGGAAAAAAAACUUUCAGUGUGCUCAACCAGUUUUAAAAGUUUCUCUCUCAAGGUAAAUUUGGGAUCACAUGAGAACGCACAGAAGAGGAAAAACCUUUUAGUUGCUGAAAUUGUGGUGACACAUUUUUGAGGAGCGAUUAUUUGAUAAGACGGGCCGCACGGUGGUCUAGUGGUUAGCACGUUGGCCAAUACAGGAACAGCCUGGAGAUCGGGAAGACCUGGGUUCGAUUCUCCCCUGGGCAUUUCUGUGUGGAGUUUGCAUGUUCUCCCCGUGUGCGUGGGUUUUCUCCGGGCACUCCGGCUUCCUCCCACAUUCUCAAAAACAUGCAGGUGAGGUUAAUUGGCGACUCUAAAUUGUCCGUAGGUAUGAAUGUGAGUGUGAAUGGUUGUUUGUCUAUAUGUGCCCUGUGAUUGGCUGGCGACCAGUCCAGGGUGUACCCCGCCUGUCGCCCGAAGUCAGCUGGGAUAGGCUCCAGCAUGCCCCCGCGACCCUAAUGAGGAUGAAGCGGUAUAGAAAAUGGAUGGAUGGAUGGAUUAUUUGAUAAGACACAUGCAGAGUCACUGAUGGUCUCCUGCUUGACUCGCCUGACUUCCAUGCAGUCACUGUGUUGCUACUGUGUUGUAAUAUUCUUUGCAUGUGUCUUUGUUCAAUAAAUACAUCUUGUUUUUAUUCAUGUGUAAAAGAAAGACAUGGUGACUGCAGUGGUUUCAUUUGUAGUUAAAGCUGUUUUAUUUGACUGUAUGAUGUCAUCACUAAAUGCUGUAACUGAUGAAGUCACUUCCUGUUCCAUUACUUCCUGAUUGGGUCUGGAAAGUAGUGAUUUGAUUCCUUUUACUGACUUGAGUUCUUAUGAUUCACUCAUUGGGGUACGGACCGCUUUCAGGAGGCUUUUGAAGGCUUUGAGUGAAAGCAAAAUAGUAGUUUUUGCUUCUUUUUUUUUUAUUUUGCAGUGUUGUUUUGAUUUUGCUCAAACAAUUAUACUAUAAUUGUUAUAUAUUAUAAACAUAUUUUGUUGGUAUUGUUGUAUUACAUAUUGAUGAAAUGUUCACAAAUAAGCGUGCUGAUACAAAUUGACAAAAUUGUUCAAUUUUAUUGAAAAAUUUGAUUAAAAAGUCCAGUUUCGGUAUCAAAGUCAGCGAUACUGGCUCCACACUGAUUGGGUAUCGCAUGGAUUGCCUGAUGUUGUAUUUUAUUGUGCACAUUGAA
Messenger RNA from Dunckerocampus dactyliophorus (ringed pipefish), 2795 nucleotides. RefSeq names its product oocyte zinc finger protein XlCOF6.1-like. Gene Ontology annotation, cellular component: nucleus. NCBI's taxonomy places the organism in Eukaryota, Metazoa, Chordata, Actinopteri, Syngnathiformes, Syngnathidae. The transcript has 2 exons. The record is from RefSeq and is a predicted model, not a curated record. Gene Ontology annotation, biological process: regulation of transcription by RNA polymerase II; central nervous system development. Gene Ontology annotation, molecular function: DNA-binding transcription factor activity, RNA polymerase II-specific; RNA polymerase II cis-regulatory region sequence-specific DNA binding. Bases 322 to 1644 code for a protein of 440 amino acids.